CCAAUACCACCAUUUCCAGUCCUCCAGAUCCGGCGUUUCCCAACCUCGCUCGACACGCACACGCCUCGCCUUCCGCUGCUUCCCGCCCCAACCACCUUGGCGUCAGAUCCCGCUGCUCCCCUCUCCGCCUCCCCGCGCGGCGGCGUGUCCUCUCCGAGAUCCCGGCAUGGAUACGGUCGAGAAGAUCGUCGAGGACUUUGCCUCGGACAUCGCUAUGAGUCCCUUCUCCUCCGGCACACGCCUCCGGGAUAUGAUACGCGCGAUACGCGCGUGCAAGACGGCGGCGGAGGAGCGCGCGGUGGUGCGUCGGGAGUGCGCGGCGAUACGCACGGCUAUCAGCGAGAAUGAGCCGGAGCUCCGGCACAGGAACAUGGCCAAGCUCAUGUUCAUCCACAUGCUCGGCUACCCCACCCAUUUCGCCCAGAUGGAGUGCCUCAAGCUCAUCGCGGCCGCGGGGUACCCGGAGAAGCGGGUGGGCUACCUCGGCCUCAUGCUGCUACUCGACGAGCGGCAGGAGGUGCUUAUGCUCGUCACCAACUCCCUCAAACAAGAUCUCAACCACCCGAACCAGUUCAUCGUGGGCCUCGCGUUGUGUGCACUUGGUAACAUCUGCUCUGCUGAAAUGGCGCGGGAUCUGUCGCCAGAAGUGGAGAGAUUGAUGCGCAGUAGGGAAGUCAAUACAAAGAAAAAGGCUGCUUUGUGCUCUAUAAGGAUCGUAAGAAAAGUGCCAGAUUUGGCGGAGAACUUCAUGGCCCUGGCCGCAUCACUGUUGAAAGAAAAACACCAUGGGGUUCUUAUAUCUGCAAUUCAGCUCUGCACAGAACUAUGCAAAGCCAGCAAAGACGCUCUGGAGUACCUGAGGAAGAACUGCAUUGAAGGUCUGGUUCGCAUACUGAGAGAUGUGUCCAAUAGUUCAUAUGCUCCUGAGUAUGAUGUUUCUGGAAUUGCUGAUCCAUUCUUGCAUAUUCGAGUUCUUAAACUUAUGCGCAUCUUGGGUCAAGGCGAUGCAGAUUGCAGUGAAUAUAUGAAUGAUAUUCUUGCUCAGGUUGCAACAAAAACUGAGUCAAACAAGAAUGCUGGAAAUGCCAUUCUGUAUGAAUGUGUUCAGACAAUAAUGGGCAUUGAAGCUACUAGUGGUUUACGUGUUCUGGCAAUUAAUAUUUUGGGUAGAUUCUUGUCAAACCGUGAUAACAAUAUAAGAUAUGUUGCUCUUAACAUGCUUAUGAGGGCCAUUGCAGUUGAUGUACUGGCAGUGCAGAGGCACAGGACAACAAUAUUAGAGUGUGUAAAGGAUGCUGAUGCCUCCAUUCGCAAAAGGGCCCUUGAACUUGUUUUUCUGUUAGUCAAUGACACAAAUGUGAAGCCUUUGACUAAAGAGCUCAUUGAUUACUUAAGCAUUGCGGAUCCAGACUUUAAAGGAGAUCUCACAGAAAAGUUAUGCUCAAUAGUUGAAAAGUUUUCUCAAGAGAAGUUAUGGUACCUUGAUCAGAUGAUCAAGGUUUUAUCUCUGGCUGGAAAUCAUGUGAAGGAUGAUGUAUGCCAUGCCCUUAUUGUUGUAUUAAGCAAUGGAUCAGAGCUUCAAGGAUAUUCAGUGAGGUCAUUGUAUAAGGCCUUGCAAGCAUAUGGCAAACAGGGAAGUUUAGUAAGAGUAGCUGUUUGGUGCAUUGGUGAAUAUGGUGAAAUGCUGGUGAACAAUGUUGGCAUGCUGGAUGGGGAGGAACCAGUUAUGGUAACAGAAUCUGGUGCUGUGGAUGCUGUAGAGAUCGCUCUUAACCGCCACUCUGCAGAUGCAACAACUGGAGCUAUGUGCCUGGUUGCUCUUUUGAAGCUCUCCUCACGAUUUCCAUCGACCUCAGAGAGGGUGAAACAAAUAGUUGCCCGGAAUAAGGAGAAUGUUGUGCUUGAACUACAGCAAAGAUCAAUUGAAUUCAGUUCCAUAAUACAAAGACAUCAGUCUAUCAGAUCGUCUUUGCUUGAACGUAUGCCUGUAUUGGAUGAAGCUAGUUAUCUAGUGAAGCGUGCUACUGCUACACAAGCAACUAUUUCAGCAGAUAAACUUGCCCCGACGGUUGCUCCUGGAGGCCUUAAGCUUCCGAAUGGUGUAGCAAAACCCACCUCAGCUCCUUUAGCUGAUUUGCUUGAUUUGAGUUCUGAUGGUGCACCAGCUUCAACCACCACUUCUACUACAACACCUAAUGGUUUUCUGCAAGAUCUUCUGGGUAUUGGUGGAGUGAGUACAGGAACGACAGGUGUACCUUCAAUUGCUAGCACAGAUAUUCUUAUGGACCUUCUAUCCAUUGGAUCAUCUCCAUCACAGAAUGGCACGCCUGGACAAGGUGAAAGUAAUCUUAGCUGUAGCAAUUGCAUGUUUAUAUUUAUGACCAUUGUUGAAUUGUGUCAUACUGAUGCAGCAGAGUCUAAACCUGUUCAUGCUGUACCUGAAGCUAUUGAUCUGCUCGGUAGUUUGUCAUCAACUACAUCUGUUUCUGCAGAGACUAAACCCACACAUUUGGUAUCUCAAGACAUGGAUCUGCUCGAUGGUUUGUCAUCAAGUACAUCUGUUUCUGGACUAGAAAAAACAGUUCACCCAUCAAUAACAGCUUUCCAGAGUGCAACCUUGAAGAUCACCUUUGAUUUCAAAAGGCAGCCUGGAAACCCGCGAGAGACGACAAUUCAUGCCACUUUUACAAAUUUGACAUCGAGUACCUAUACAGAUUUUAUUUUUCAGGCCGCUGUUCCAAAGUUCAUCCAGUUGAAACUGGAUCCAGCUAGUGGCAACACUGUUCCAGCUAAUGGAAAUGGUUCAGUUACUCAAGGGCUCAAUGUCACCAAUAACCAACAGGGCCAGAAACCACUUGCAAUGCGUAUCCGGAUGUCUUAUAAGGUGAAUGGCGAGGACAGAUUGGAACAGGGCCAAGUCAGCAAUUUUCCUUCUGGUCUAUAGUGCCAUUUGUGUAUAUUAUAUCAUGUUGUGAUAGUUAUCUCAAAUUUACGUGUUGGGGACAGCGCGAAAAUUUCUUAUACCCUGUUCCACGUUUUCUCAUUUUAUUCAUGUCCCCCCAUUUGCGGGGUACUUAGAGCAAAUAGUUUAUUGCGGCCAUUCAUUUUCUUGACCCAUUUAUAUAUUGUAUAGUAAGCAGCCAUGUCGUAUCUUUAAAUUAAACGUGAUGCAUUCAUGCCUGAUGUACACCACGCCACGCGUGAGGAUAAUCAGAAAACAUUCAUUCAACAUCUCA
Messenger RNA from Panicum hallii, 3236 nucleotides. Its product is annotated as AP-1 complex subunit gamma-2-like. NCBI's taxonomy places the organism in Eukaryota, Viridiplantae, Streptophyta, Magnoliopsida, Poales, Poaceae. The record is from RefSeq and is a predicted model, not a curated record. The coding region runs from base 167 to 2944 and encodes 925 amino acids. Gene Ontology annotation, biological process: intracellular protein transport; receptor-mediated endocytosis; Golgi to vacuole transport. Gene Ontology annotation, molecular function: clathrin-cargo adaptor activity. The transcript is spliced from 19 exons. Gene Ontology annotation, cellular component: AP-1 adaptor complex; Golgi apparatus; membrane coat.